This is a messenger RNA of Drosophila sechellia, 2126 nucleotides long. RefSeq lists its product as uncharacterized. The record is from RefSeq and is a predicted model, not a curated record. The coding region runs from base 1463 to 1954 and encodes 163 amino acids. The transcript has 3 exons. Lineage: Eukaryota; Metazoa; Arthropoda; Insecta; Diptera; Drosophilidae.
AUUCUGGCUCUUCUAACUGUGGAAGCUCAGCCGAUUAACAGCUUUUUACCUCAUUUUGUUUUAACAAAAUUUGCUUAUACAUGUAAUUUACUUUCUUACAUACAUGCUGCCUUUUUAUCUUGAUUAGUUUCGAAGUUAAGAAAUCGAAUUAAACAUCAAAUUAGAAGAAACAUGCGUCAUUUCGACCACUGUUCGAUGGUGACGCUAUUAUCGCUGUUCUCUAUUCUUUUGCUCGCUCGCUCGCUUGCUCUUUCUGUUUCCCCCUUUCUCCGCCGCUGCUUCUUCUUGCCGCUGGGACUCUGACCGAUGACUGCCAGCGAUAUCGAUAGGCUUCGCAUUCUAUGAGUGAUCGCAUUUGAAAUUGAAUAGCAAACAAGCUCGGUAUUCGCAAUUAAAUAACACCCGCAAAUCUGGCAAAUCGCCUGUACGAUUGCAUAAUAGAAAUAUGCGCCAUGUGCAUGCGAUCUAUUUGUAACGUAUUUCUCUAUUUCUCGUGUUACGUGCCAUGUACUCAAGUUAGCCGGGGAGUCGGGCGGGGGCUGAAUAAAUCCCGGGGCUGGGCGACCAUGCAACAUAUCUUUGUGAGUAUUAAACACACGCUGCACUCCUGCUAUUUCCGUUGACUGAGUUUGGGUCUUCGGUGUGGGGCUUCGGCUCCUAGCUAUUGAGUGCAGUUUUCCGUGCCUUCCGUCUGCGUGAGCUGCUGAAAAAAGGCAUAGCUUUAGAAGAAGUUCACACACAGCCGAAACAAAACGGAAAAACAAAGAAAAUAAACAAUGGUAAAACCCAUCAACGGGGACGGAGCUCUCAUGCCCUGCAAUUCGGGGGAAAUCCGAAGUCAGGGGUCCCAUUAAUCCGGUGAAUGGCUGCCGACCAUCAAAGGUGGCUUCAGAAGAUCCGAGCUGACGACUUUGGAUCUUUUGAUCUGAUAGGUAAAUGCAAAAUGUAACUCUAAUGUAACGCAAAAAUUAGUAGCUAAUACAUGUGCAAGCUCCAUACUUUCGAUAUGGGCUUUUAUAUACUUAACAUACACGGGUGAUUUCUUUUUAUUUUUAGCAGUGCAGAUUUCAAAAUUUGGGGCUAGCCUCCGUUUCGGUGGGGAGUAGUCCUCCCCAAGCUGAAAACCACCCACAAUCCAUGACACGAUGAUCGCUGCCAUCCGAAAUGCAUGGAAAUUGCAGGUUUUACAGUGACUCAGCUAGUUCGCGGCGCGUGCGCAGGCGCUCCACCAAAUGUGGCUCCACCAAAGCAGAGCGAGGCCCAUGGCUCUGCCCAUAUCGUUGGUGGUGGACUGCGUCACGGAAGCGAAGAAGCCGCCAACUGGCGUUGGGGUUUUCGUAUUUCACCGCAUUCCGUGGGCCUGCGCCUGUAUAAAUAAAAUGGUCGCAGUGGGGCAGCAAUCAAAGCAGCCGCUUCGUCGGAGCCUUCAACACCUCAGCACCUGGGUCUCAAGCCAAGCGACAUGGAUAACCGCAGUUUGCUCCUGAGGCUCUCGAUAGUGGUGGCGCUGGUGUUGCUGAUCGUCUGCGUGCCGGAAACGGAUGCGGGGGGCCACCAGAAGAAAAAGAAAAUCGUGAUCCACGUGCCCAUUCACAAGAAAAUCGAAAAGCACAUACACACCGUGGUGAAACACGUGCACCACCACCACAAGCCACUCGUCCUGAAGGAGGAGAAGAAGGUGAUCCACGAGGACCACCGACCCAUCCAGAUUCACCAGACCAAGGAACACAUUCACCACCACGAAAAGCACGAUCACCAUGAUCACCACGACCACCACGACCAUCAUGAUCACCACGAACACCACCACCCACUUCCGCCUCCGGUGGCGCCUCCAGUGCUGCCGGAACUCGAAGAGGAGGAGGAGCACAUCCACCACCACCACAACUACGAGCACAGGGGCGGAUUGCGGGAUGACUUCAUUGGCGGUGACGGGAGCAGCAGUGAGGAGCGCUGACUAUGUAGCGCCCAAGCGGGGGCGCAGACUGACCUGAUGUGGCAGACGUGGACCGAUCGAUCGGAUCAUCCCGGCUUCUUGUGAUUCCCUAGAUAUGUACACACCCUUUUUGUUUGUUUUUUUUCUAGCCUAAUCUUGGUUUAAGUGUGAACGGAAAUAAAGUUAAAUCGGA